Torulaspora globosa is the source of this 1197-nucleotide messenger RNA. It is a transcript of the gene IDH1, whose product is annotated as isocitrate dehydrogenase (NAD(+)) IDH1. Gene Ontology annotation, cellular component: mitochondrion. Lineage: Eukaryota; Fungi; Ascomycota; Saccharomycetes; Saccharomycetales; Saccharomycetaceae. The record is from RefSeq and is a predicted model, not a curated record. Gene Ontology annotation, molecular function: magnesium ion binding; isocitrate dehydrogenase (NAD+) activity; NAD binding. The transcript has a single exon. The coding region runs from base 1 to 1197 and encodes 398 amino acids. Gene Ontology annotation, biological process: isocitrate metabolic process; tricarboxylic acid cycle.
AUGACAAACGCAUAUAUAUAUAUAGAUAACUAUGUACAACUAUCGUCCGCACAUAAUCCAGUUACGUUGCGCUUAGUUGUGGCAGAAAACCUCGUUUAUACAACCGAAAUGCUUAGAUCUGCUAUUGCCAAGAGGACUCUUGCAACCGUCGCCAGUACAGAAAAAGUGCUGCCCAAGAAAUAUGGCGGUCGGUUCGUGGUCACGUUGAUUCCCGGGGACGGUGUGGGCAAAGAAGUGACCGACUCGGUGGUUUCCGUGUUCGAAGCCGAGAACCUGCCCAUCGACUGGGACCGCGUGGAUAUCUCCGGUCUGGACCACGAAGAGGGCGUCGCAGCCGCCGUCCAAUCGCUUAAAAGGAACAAGGUCGGUCUAAAGGGGAUCUGGCACACUUCCGCGGCAGACCAGGCAGGCAAGGGCUCUCUCAACGUCGCGCUGCGGAAACACCUGGACAUCUACGCCAACGUGGCUCUGUUCAAGUCGGUGCCCGGGGUGCGCACCCGGAUCCCAGACGUGGACCUGGUGGUCAUCCGUGAAAACACCGAGGGUGAAUACUCCGGGCUGGAACACGAGUCUGUGCCGGGCGUGGUGGAGUCUCUGAAGAUCAUGACGGAGGCCAAGACCGAGCGGAUUGCGCGUUUCGCGUUCGAUUUCGCCAAGAAAUAUAACCGCCAAGCGGUCACCGCGGUUCACAAGGCCAACAUCAUGAAGCUUGGCGACGGCUUGUUCCGCAACGUGGUCACGCGUGUCGGCGAGCAGGAAUACCCAGACAUACGCGUCAACUCGAUCAUUGUCGACAACGCGUCGAUGCAGACGGUCGCCAAGCCACACCAGUUCGACGUGCUUGUCACACCCUCGAUGUACGGUACCAUCCUGGGCAACAUCGGCGCCGCGCUGAUCGGCGGGCCCGGUCUCGUGCCCGGAGCCAACUACGGCCGCGAAUACGCGGUGUUCGAGCCUGGCUCCCGCCAUGUAGGUCUCGAUAUCAAAGACCAGAACAUCGCCAACCCAACGGCGAUGAUCCUUUCUGCCGCACUGAUGUUGGAUCAUCUCGGGCUAAACACUUCUGCAUCUAGAAUCUCCAACGCGGUCCACCAGGUGAUCGCAGAGGGUAAGACCACCACGCCGGAUAUCGGCGGAACAGCCUCUACUACCGAGUUCACCGAGGCUGUCAUUGCAAGACUUGCUUCUAUGUCAUAG